Desarmillaria tabescens is the source of this 1221-nucleotide messenger RNA. RefSeq lists its product as uncharacterized. Lineage: Eukaryota; Fungi; Basidiomycota; Agaricomycetes; Agaricales; Physalacriaceae. The transcript is spliced from 4 exons. The record is from RefSeq and is a predicted model, not a curated record. The coding region runs from base 1 to 1221 and encodes 406 amino acids.
AUGAAUCCCAGCAAUAGCUGGGAGAAUAUUGCUAUCACAUCCUCAAUCAAGCCAACAGUCCUCAAAACCAUGCAGUCAGUGUACCGAUAUCGGAACCUCAUUGUUCCUCUUCAAUUCGACAGGUGGUGGAACAGGCCUUGUUUUACAUACAAGGUCGAAGGGGACUCCUUUACGCCCAGCUCUAUCAUUCUCGAAUUUAACGAAGGGGAUUCUGACCAGCCUGUACAACGCACGCAUUUCAUGAUCUCCGUCGACCAACAGACAGUGUACGACGAGUUCAAAAACGAGGAUUUUGCUUGCCCAGAUGACGUCGUGCACGAGUUGCGGGAACUACAGAAUAUUGCUUUGAGGCAUGCUCGAGGACGUCAGCAGAGUAUUCUUCGUAUGAGGCAACAUCUUGCACAAAACGAGCAAGCAGCGAAGCAAAGGAAAGAGGAAGCGAUUCAGUCAUUCUACAAGCGCUUGGUAGAACAUCGAAUCAUUGAGCUUCAUGCCCUUCCCAGUCCACCCGAAGACAGUUGUCCAGUAUGCCAGAUGCUAGAGGCCCUUCCACAGCUCCGACGGACUCAAGCUCCAGCGAUGAUACGAGCAAUACCAAUCUGGGAAAGGGCAAACAAAAGGUUACAGCUCCUGCACAUCCUCCAGCGCUCGAGCCUUGUCCUAACCACCAUGGGUUCGUUUGGACGAAAUGCGGUGCGCGUGGCUGUUGGUCGAAAAAGGUGCCUAAAACGUUGUCGGGCUCUUACCGCCCCGCCAUUUGCCCCGCCUGUGAAGCCGAGCCCGGGCACAAAACUUGUUCUAACGAAUGUACCUGGAUUUGCGCUGCUUGCGCGUUCAAGAGAGUCAGGCCGAUUUGGAAUUGCCCUUCAUGCCACACCGCCCUGUGCAAUGAUUGUGGUGUGGCGAAACGUUGCUUUGGCUGCAAGAAGUCUGAGUGGUGCUCGACUUGCCGCGGCGAAUCCGACGGUGAAGAGGAAUCCGAUGAAGAAAAUGGCGAUCAACCAACCAGCAAGCCCUCCAAGGAAAUUGGAAGGACUGACUCUGGAUUUCUCAAACAAGAGGAAACAAAGUUUGAGUGGAUGUGCCAUAUAUGUGAAUCGGCUCUUUGCGAAACUUGCUCACGAAACACUAAACUCGCUAUCGUCUGCGAGUACUGUGAUGAAGGCUGUUGUCGUUCGUGCUUGGUUGCCGACGAGUGCUCUUUUUGUCGUGAAGACGUGA